Molecule: messenger RNA, 918 nt
Organism: Myxocyprinus asiaticus (Chinese sucker)
Lineage: Eukaryota; Metazoa; Chordata; Actinopteri; Cypriniformes; Catostomidae
Product: lecithin retinol acyltransferase-like
Exons: 2
Coding region: 25-705 (226 amino acids)
Biological process (GO): retinol metabolic process
Molecular function (GO): phosphatidylcholine-retinol O-acyltransferase activity
Source: RefSeq, a predicted model, not a curated record
GUGUAGCCUAAGCAGCACUGCAAAAUGUUAGAUUCCCUUGCUUUACUGUUGGAGAAAACCUUCUUGCUUGCACAUUUUAACUUUUUCACCACAACUCCAUCUAAACAAGCAAUAUGUACAAAGCGUCGAGAGGAGAGCACUGAUUUCCAGCGCGGGGAUCUCUUGGAAGUUCCUCGCACAUUGUUCACUCAUUUUGGCAUAUAUCUAGGUGACAACAAAGUCGCGCACCUUAUGCCCGAUAUACUCCCGGUGUUGACAAGCAACACAUCUCACAUUCAGAAAGUAGUGACGAAUACGAGAUUGCUCCUCGGUGUGAUUUACAAGUAUGCAACCAUACGCGUGGACACGGUGGAAGAUUUCGCUUACGGAUCGGCUAUUUUCUUGAAUACGAUGGAUACUACACUGAGAAAACAGCCGCUGGCUGCUGAAGAGGUGGCCAGAAGAGCUGAAAAACUUAUCGGCAAAAUUCCAUACAGUCUUUUAUGGAAUAACUGCGAACAUUUCGUCACGUACUGCCGUUACGGGACCGCGGUCAGCCUGCAGACAGACAAGUUCUGCGAAAGUUUAAAAUGUGUUAUCCGGGACCAGAGGAGUGUACUUCUAACCACUGUCAUCGGAAUGCUUUCCAUGUUUUUUCUUGGAAUAGCGCCGUACACCGCACUUCCAACCUUUAUCAUUCCUUUCAUGUUGUGGAUGGCUGGAUAAGAGACACUUCAGGUCUAACCCCAUGAACUAUAAGCAUUUAUUUAAUAAAUCAAAAGUUUGUAUGUUUCCUGUUUUAUCCUAAAAUUUCCCUGCGGCAUUAACUGUCUUUGACGGUCGCGCUUUGUUUGUCUGUGUUGCGCUAUUGUUAAUUAAUCUCUUAAUUUUAUUAAUUCCUAGACAAUUUUAUAUAAGCUUACAUUUAUUCGAAUUUUU